GAAUAUGAAUACAUCAGCAGCAAAACCUAAAAAGUAGAAAUAAUAAGAGUUGCAUAAAGUGAUCUAAGACAAGCAGACAGUGGGGAGGGGCAGCCAGAAGUAGGGAAUUCAUAAUGCAGUUUGAGAGGAUGGGCCUAGUCUGACUCUGAGCUGAGGAACAACGCUGUUGUUAUAUCACUGAUGUGCCAGAGAAGCGGUUGGUGAGCUGAAUUAGUUGAAUGAGUCUUACCUUGCUCCUACUGACCUGUGAGUCAUACAUUAUAAAUGAGCAGUAGGGCUACAUCUCAGUGUCAUUAGUGUUUGACUUGGACUGAAAUAGGUGCCGGUACUCGUGUUGGGUGCCGGUACUGUUUAUCUUUAGGUGCAGGAACUCCACAAUAUUUUUGAGCUAAUUAUUCUAUGAAGAACAAGAGCUCAAGCAUUAGAACAUUUGAGGUGCCGGAGUACUGGUGAGCUCCUGUCUAAGUCAAGCACUGAGUGUCAGUAGUGUUUCACCUUUAUGUAAACUCAUAGGCUAUUUCCCAACAAAUAAUAGGUCAAUAUUACUGUUUGUGUUUGGGCCUAGGCCUAUAUCUAUUCAUUAUUCUUUGAAACCCUACAUUUUUUCAAGCUAAAUAGCUUCUCACAAGCGGGCAAGGCAUGAAAUAGAUAGCCUAGGGCUCGACUAUAGGCUAAAAUACCAUGCACAGCAGGUGGAUUACCUCAUUGCCGCGUGGGGUGAUGGUAAACGACAACUCCGCUCACUCAUAUCACCAUCAACACUCAGGGAGAAUGGCACGCUGGACGGCGGACAAAUUCAACCAUGGUUAGAUGGUUUGCGACCAUCAGAUCCGCAAUUUGUGCAUUCCGGUCGAUGAGUGCAGGCUACGAAGUAAGUUCUGUUAAUCUUGCACCUGAAUAUAGACAAUUACAGCCUAUUAUAAAUGACUUUCGUAUGACAAAAUCAGUUAGUCCUAGGCUAAAUAGUUAUUUUGUAAUUUCUAAAAUGAAUGUCCCUCUAUUCUAGACUCUAGUGGUAUAACCAAGGGAAAUACCUUCAUCAUCGUAUCAUCACCAUUAUCAUCAUCAUCAUCACCACUAUUCAUGCCAACACCUUGUUAUUUGAUAAAGGACUAUACACACUUCUCGUUUAGGGAUGGCCACAACAUGGCAGAAAAUCAAACUGUUCUACCAAGGGGUGCUAGAGGAUGGAGACAAAAGAACCGACAGCUGGUUGCUGGUGUACUCACCUGUGCCAAUCACCUGCAUCUUCCUGUGCUACCUGCUCCUCAUAUGGGUGGGCCCCAAGCUGAUGGCUCAUAGACAGCCAGUCAACCUCAAGCCUGUGCUCAUCAUUUACAACUUUGCUAUGGUCUGCCUGUCUGCCUACAUGUUCUAUGAGUUCACAGCGUCAUCCUGGUUGGCAAACUAUAGUUUAUUAUGUCAGCCUGUGGACUACAGCACCAGCCCACUGGCAAUGCGGAUGGCAAAGGUCUGUUGGUGGUUCUACUUCUCCAAAGUCAUCGAGCUCAGUGAUACUCUUUUCUUCAUCCUGAGGAAGAAGAACAGUCAGCUGACGUUCCUGCAUGUCUACCACCACGGCACCAUGAUCUUCAACUGGUGGGCUGGGGUCAAGUACGUGGCAGGAGGCCAGUCCUUCCUUAUAGGCCUUAUCAACUCAUUGGUGCAUGUGGUGAUGUAUCUAUACUAUGGGCUGGCAGCGCUGGGGCCUCACAUGCAGCAAUAUCUGUGGUGGAAGCGCUACCUCACCUCCCUGCAACUGCUCCAGUUCUUCAUUGUGACCAUCCACACCACCUACAACCUGUUCACUGACUGCGACUUCCCAGACUCCAUGAACGCUGUGGUGUUUGCCUACUCCCUCAGCCUCAUCACGCUCUUCAGAAACUUCUACUACCAGAGCUACCUCACCAAGAAGAACAAACAGACAUGAGACAUGGAUGUAGAGGCAAUUGUUACUUAUUUUAUGUAAUUGAUAAUGUAUGUUUUUUAAAUAUUUAUUGACCUAUUUAUUGACCCAUCACAUUUAAGUAAAGCAGGUCUCUAUCCGCUGGACAUAAGCCUCUGUUUGUUUCUGUUCCAGCCUCCCCUCUAACCAUUAGGGUAACACACACACAUACAGACACGUAGACACUCAGAGAGAGCGAACCCUCUCCUAUUCCCUCCCAUCCCCCCUUAGGUCAUUAGGGAUGAAGUCCCAGCUACGCUCUGACGACUCUGCCAAAUUGAAAUAAACCUGAGCAGGCCUCCUUCUCUUCACUCCACUUA
Messenger RNA from Coregonus clupeaformis (lake whitefish), 2265 nucleotides. It is a transcript of the gene elovl8a, whose product is annotated as ELOVL fatty acid elongase 8a. Gene Ontology annotation, cellular component: endoplasmic reticulum membrane. Bases 1136 to 1930 code for a protein of 264 amino acids. The transcript has 8 exons. Gene Ontology annotation, molecular function: fatty acid elongase activity. Gene Ontology annotation, biological process: fatty acid elongation, polyunsaturated fatty acid; fatty acid elongation, monounsaturated fatty acid; fatty acid elongation, saturated fatty acid. NCBI's taxonomy places the organism in Eukaryota, Metazoa, Chordata, Actinopteri, Salmoniformes, Salmonidae. The record is from RefSeq and is a predicted model, not a curated record.